Messenger RNA from Megalobrama amblycephala (Wuchang bream), 3417 nucleotides. RefSeq lists its product as uncharacterized. The coding region runs from base 1149 to 2756 and encodes 535 amino acids. Gene Ontology annotation, molecular function: protein dimerization activity. Lineage: Eukaryota; Metazoa; Chordata; Actinopteri; Cypriniformes; Xenocyprididae. The transcript is spliced from 5 exons. The record is from RefSeq and is a predicted model, not a curated record.
UGAAAUGUGUUUUGUGCAAAGAGGGAAGAGAGAGCAUUGUUCAUUUAUUUUAUGAUUGUAUUUUCAAUUAUUUGAGUGUGAUUUGGCUUUUAUUGUUAAAACAAUAAUACAGACUCACAGAAAAAUAAUUUUUCAUGAUAAUUUUGACUUUAAAAUUUGGUAUAUUGUGUAUUUACCCAUUAUAUAUGGAAAAUACUUGAUUAUAGAGAUUUGUUUUCUCUUUUUUCUUUUUAUUAGCAUUGUUUCUGUUUCUCCUAGUAUUUGAUUUACGUUGUAACUUAUGUUAUUAUUGACUUUCUAUGUUCAAGAGAUUGCAAGCAAGCAAGUAAAUAAAUACAAACUUGUUUUAGACGUCAGCGUGCGAUCAGGACUUUUAUUUUGGUUCUGGCCGUUUGUGACGUCAUAAGAUCGCGCCGCGCUCCUGCAUCUGUUUUGGCUGAGGAAAGAAAAAACUCCUGGUGAAGCAGCUGAGAUCCAUGUCACACUAUUAUAAACGAUGGCAUUUAUUAAAGAAGAGAUUGAAGACUUGAAGAUUGAAGAAGUAUUCAGCCUGAAACAAGAAGAUACUGAGACACAAACAGCAGCUUGUCAGUUGACUGGUACUGAUCAAUGUGGAAGCAAGCACAAUAUCCAGAUGAAAGAAAAUUCAGUUUUAUCCUUACAAACAUACCUUUUUACAAGCCGUUCACACAAAGAAAAAAAAAGGAUCAAGGAGCUUGGACCGGAUCGACCCAACUUGCAAAUUCAGCAGCAGUCAAAUAAUCGUGGGCGAGCUUACACUCGGGGAUUCACCACCACUUCUUAUGGCAAAUGGAGUUGGCUAACUGGAUGCGAUGUAAGUCACGCCUUUUUUUGUUUUCCCUGUUUGCUGUUUCAAAGUCCUGGCACCGAAACGCCCUGGGCAACGACAGGGGUACGUGACUUAAAACAUCUUUCUGAAAAGUGCAAACGGCAUGAAAGUAGCCGCAGCCAUCUUGACAACGCUAUGAGGCUACAGAUUUUUGGGAAGGUUAGCAUUGCUGAACAGCUAGAUGAAAACUACAGGAUUGGCAUUAGAAGGCACAAUGAAGAGGUCAUAAAAAAUCGACACAUCCUGUCUAGAAUAAUAGACUGUGUGAAAUUUUGUGGCGCAUUUGAGCUGGCUUUGCAUGGCCAUUGAUCAGAGAGAGAGCUCAGAUAAUCCCGGGAUAUUCCGUGGCUUGGUGGACUUUGUUGCUUCCCUUGAUGGAGUGUUGAAAGAGCACCUUGAGAAGUUUAAGGGAACUACGAAAAUCAUGCAGGACGAGCUGUUGGAAUGUAUGUUGUCUGUUGCGAAGGAACACAUAAUCAAAGAAGCACAGAGCAGCGAUUUUCUCUCAAUCCAGGUCGAUGAGACCACUGAAAUUGCCACACAGUGCCAAUUUGUGCUUGUGCUGCGCUACAUUGAUGCCAAAAGCAAUGUCCAGGAGAGGUUUUUUGAAUUUAUCCCACUGCAUUCAGCUACAGCUGAUUCCAUCGCUGCAGCACUUAAAGAGCGUCUUGCUGUCAUCCUUCCUGAGAAUCAGAAGAGUAAACUUAUCUCCCAAUCAUAUGAUGGAGCCAGCGUGAUGAGGCGUUCCACUGCAGGUGUUCAACGGAAGAUACAAGAUCUGUACCCAAAUGCGCACUACAUCCACUGCUAUGCACAUGAACUCAGUCUAAUAAUGCAACAGGCCACGUCUCACAUACCCAAAGUGAGAAUUUUUUUCUCUGACCUUGGAGGAUUUGCCAGCUUUUUUUCGAGAUCACCCAAGCGCACAGAUGUUCUUGAUAAAGUAGUGUCCCAGAGACUACCAAAUUCAAGCGAUGUUAGAUGGAACUUUCACAGCUGUGCCAUCAAUACCGUGUUUGAGUACAGAGAGGACCUCAUCCGCUGUUUUGAAACCAUACAAGACUCAGGUGACUUUGACCUCAUUACCAUCAGAGAGGCAAGAGCCUUUGCAAUGCUGCUUGAGGAUCAGGAUUUUAAGUUCUUUCUGCAACUUUUCCAUGACAUCAUGCCGCAUGUGGACCUCCUCUAUACUAAACUCCAGAAGAAGGACAUAGAUUCGGACCACAUCAAGAAGAGCAUCCAGCAGUUCCAGCAGGACAUAAAGAAGAUCAGAAAUUCUCUCCAUUCCCUGGUUGACCAAAGCAGUGCAGGUGGUUCUCAAGUGAAGAGGCGCCGGUCGCUUAGUCCAGAGGUCCAUAAAAGGAUUGCAGCAGAGGUCUGCGAUACCAUACUGAGACACACCAUGGAACGGUUCUCCUUCACAAACCACCUUGUUAGUGCCACCUUGCUGCAAGGGGACAGGUUUGAACAGUUCAAGAUAACGUUUCCUGAAGAUGCACUGAGCAGGACUUUGAAGGCCUAUCCAGUGCUCAAUGGGAGUAAGCUGAAGACAGAGCUUAGUCUCAUCUACUGCAAGGAAGACUUCAGAGGCUGUUGUGGUGCUGUGGACCUACUCCAGCUGUUUAUGGAGAACAAUCUUGAAGAAGUCUUUUCAGAGACUGUCACUCUUCUAAAGAUCCUCAUCACCACACCCACAACCACAACAGAAGCUAAGAGGUGCUUCUCAACCUUGAAAAGGAUUAAGACUUUUUUGAGAAACAACAUGAACCAGGAGAUGCUGAAUGCAUUGGCCAUGUUGUCAAUGGAAAAGAAACUGGUGACUGAGAUGACUGACUUUAACCAGAAGGUCAUUGAGAAAUUUGCAAGCCAGAAUGGAGAACAGAGGGCGGAAUUUCUUUUCAAGUAGUGCUGCUGGUUUAGGCAACAUUACAUUGUGUUUAUUUUAUUGUUGGUUUGUUUUUUUGUAUGAUUACCUUGAUUACUUUAUUACUGAUAAUAAACCCACAUUGAGCUCACAUUUUUUUAACCCCAUAUCAAACAUCCCCCCCCCUACAUUUUUUUUUAGCACUAGCCGCCACUGAGAAUUACAGUAUUUCAAAAUAUCUGUCUUGGCGAGUAAUCAUGUAAACAUUUUCUGUCAUGUCUUCAAUGAAUGUUUGUUUAAAACCCAAAAAAUGAAAAUUCUGUCAUUAAUUACUCGCCCUCAUGUCUUCCCAAAUGCAUAAAACCUUUGUUUGUCUUCAGAACACAAAUUAAGAUAUUUUUGAUGAGAUCCAAGGGUAUCUGAUCCACACAUAGGCGACAUUGCUCCUGCAUCAGCAUCACAUGCAUGCAUGCAUCAUGCUGCUCAUGUGACCAGAGCUGGUCAAAUACUGAGCCGCCAUUCGGAUGUAAACACUGAAGCUCUGCAAUGAAAAUAGCAUAGCAGUAUGACGGGACAGACAAAAUUUUUUAAUAAAGUCGUAAUUUUUUUGUUUUUUUGCACAAAAAGUAUUCUUGUGGCUUCAUAAUAUUAAGGUUGAACCACUGUAGUCACGUCGAAAGUUUUAACAAUGUCUUUAGUACCU